This is a messenger RNA of Dentiscutata erythropus, 765 nucleotides long. The record is from the annotation of a GenBank genome assembly. NCBI's taxonomy places the organism in Eukaryota, Fungi, Glomeromycota, Glomeromycetes, Diversisporales, Gigasporaceae.
AUGUUACAUUACAGAGUUGUUGAUGCUGCUUUCCUUAAGGUAGUGCCAUAUACUAUGUUAACUGUUGAUGAAAUGGAUGUCAUCGGAUUCGCCGCUGUGUUACAUGACAUGGUUGAUUUCGGGUAUGAUGUAAGCGUCAAGGAAUCAAGCAAUACAUUCUUAACUAUAGUGGACGGUAAGGUAGACAUGGAUUCUGUAAAAAAAGGAUAUGUUCGCAUGGCAAAUGGGCUACAAUACAUUAUCGAAAGAUAUAAAUAUGAUGCAUGUGGGUUGACAUUCCUAUCUACUCACUUCUGGCAACUAGCUAAUGGACGCCAUCGAAUUAUUCCAUCAAUUUAUAAUGGUGCAACUAACUAUCAGCAUGAGUAUUUGGAAUUGAAAGGUACAUUGCUAGAUGUAUUGCAAGAUAAUAAUUUUAUUAAGAAAGAUAGCAUCAGUGCAUUGGAAGCUGCAGAUAACCUUAGGGUUGCUGCUUUAUCACUAGGAUAUGAUGCUAUAGCAAUGGCCAAACUCGUCACCAUAGAUAUUGCUGGUAGUUAUACUGGCGAUAUUGAUAUAUCCCCUCAAGCCAUAAAUGUGAUCGAACGUAAAAUGUGUGAAUUAUCGGUAUCUCUUUCAAUUGGAUGCGAUAUUGAUGGCAAGAUGACUUCUUUUCUAUGGAUGGUAUGCGAGUAUAUGUGGUUGAAAACAGGCAUGAUGUUAUCUUGCUUGCUUGGCACAGUAAAGAUUAUGCACAACGGAAAACAAUCGGAUGAUAAAGUAUAA